UUCCGUCUCCAAAGACGCUCAAGAUUCUAAAAAUGGCGAUGAUAACGAUGGCCAAGGCAACUUCACUCUGCAGCACCAACCCGACGAUAUCAUCCAGAAUCCGAUCAAACCCACGUGCCUUCAGAUCGGUCAAUCCGACGGCGAGAAUGCAGACACGUUUCCAUCGCCUGAUCGAAGAUCAGGGUAUCGUUCUCAUGCCCGGAUGCUACGACGCCUUAUCGGCGGCUAUUGUGCAGCAGACCGGAUUCUCCGCCGGAUUCAUCUCUGGAUACGCCGUCUCCGCCUCUCUCCUCGGAAAACCCGACUUCGGUUUGCUCACACCGCCGGAGAUGGCGGCGACGGCAAGAUCGGUUUGUGCGUCGGCUCCGAAGAUACCCAUCAUCGCGGAUGCCGAUACGGGUGGUGGCAAUGCCCUUAACGUUCAAAGAACCAUAAAGGAAUUGAUUGCAGCAGGUGCUGCUGGUUGCUUCCUUGAGGACCAGGCAUGGCCAAAGAAGUGCGGUAAGAAACCUAAUAUAUCUUUCUUUUCUUCUGUUUUGUUUUUUUCAUUGCAAAUCUGUAAGCUUCUAUCAAAGAUCUCAACUAAUUAUUUUCGUUUCCCAUU
Tarenaya hassleriana is the source of this 604-nucleotide messenger RNA. RefSeq names its product carboxyvinyl-carboxyphosphonate phosphorylmutase, chloroplastic-like. The annotation marks the transcript as partial. The transcript is spliced from 4 exons. NCBI's taxonomy places the organism in Eukaryota, Viridiplantae, Streptophyta, Magnoliopsida, Brassicales, Cleomaceae. The record is from RefSeq and is a predicted model, not a curated record. Gene Ontology annotation, molecular function: catalytic activity.